AUCCUUUGUACACACCUUGUCCUUCUUACACCGAUAUUCCCACCACUAACGCUAUCGUCAGCUAUGUCCACUAUCCCAAUACGCCCUUCCCUUUGCGAUGUCUGCCACCAGCGACCCAAGAAUGCUGGACAUGCUUUCUGUAGCAAGACUUGUGCGGCUCAGGCUGCCACCCUUUGCGCCCAAUGUCAUCAGAAGCCGAAGUUUGGUAACUUCGAGUAUUGUGGCAAACAUUGUGCCGGGCAGGCGCAGAAAACAGUGAAGCCGCAAGCUCAAGCCCCUCAGCUUCGUGUCCAGGCCCCCACCAACCCUACCAAUGCUAUCAGAAACAAAGGAGUUCUCCAGCCACAGAAGAAUUCGCACGCACUUAGGGUCGUUGCAGGCACCGCGCCUGUUGCUGCCGCAACUCAACAAGUCCCACAAGUCCCGCAAGUGCAGACUCAGAUGAGACCCUCCUCCACUUCCUGGGUGAAGAAGGCGGCGGCUCAAAUUCCGAGCAUCCUGACGAACAAUAGUUCAUCUAAAGAGCCCGCAGGUCCUCAGGGAGUUCCUGUUGUUUGUGCAAUUCCUGGGUGUGAAGUACCUGUUCACGUCGAUUCAAACGGCGUCCAAAUUAGCGAGUACUGCUCCAUGAGCCAUCGCGAGGAGGCGGUAGAGUCGGGACUAGUCUCGCCCUGUGUGAUGUGCUUGACCAUGCCACAGAGCAGUACCGACUAUUUCUGCAGCAGGCUCUGCAGAGAGGAGGCGAAUCACAAAUCCUACUAACUGCAAUAUCCACGACGAAGGAUGUUCCUUAGUUUCUGUUGUUGAUCCUGGCUUAUGUGUAAUGACUUCCAUCAAUCCGCUUGAAUUAUGGUACUCGUACGCCCUGUUUGAGUUGAUACAUGUUAAUAUAUCGAAUAUAUG
Molecule: messenger RNA, 903 nt
Organism: Somion occarium
Lineage: Eukaryota; Fungi; Basidiomycota; Agaricomycetes; Polyporales; Cerrenaceae
Source: the annotation of a GenBank genome assembly